AUGCACCAAUCGGGUGCCACAUCAGCAGGACCUGCUGCUGACGUGGCCCUUUCUGAUUGGCUGCCGGUAGUGGAGCUGGUGCUAGUGUCAGACGAGGAAGCAGCGACAGCCAUGCCGAAAGUGCUACCACACGUGUGCAGGUUGAUAGCAGAGAGCGCAGGCUCGUUUGUCAGCUCAGUGCCACGUCAGCUGUUGGAGUAUGCAUACGAGAGUGCAGAGAGCUUUUACGACGAGGUGGUAACCGCCAUGCUUGGCACUUCACCCUCGUCGCCAACGGGGGGUGACAAUAAAGGCGCGGAGGAGCACUCCUGCCCCUACUCCAUCCUCGGCAUUGCCAAGAGCGCUGCUCCCUCUCAGGUGCUCCCUCACAGGUGCACACUCACCGGUGUGUUGAGACGCCUCAGGGUGCAUUCCUAG
This is a messenger RNA of Closterium sp. Naga37s-1, 417 nucleotides long. Lineage: Eukaryota; Viridiplantae; Streptophyta; Zygnematophyceae; Desmidiales; Closteriaceae. The record is from the annotation of a GenBank genome assembly.